GGGACUACAGCUCCCGGCAAGCCUCGGGCACCGGGGCGGAAAUGCCCCGUUUCCCAUCAUGCCUCGCGGUACCGAGGCGGAAGUGGCUCUUCAUCCCGUCCCCAGGAACUACAUUUCCCGUCGUGCCCCGCGCACGACACUGGAAAUCCAGAGCCACCCGCGCCGAGGCAGCUCCUGCCCCGCUCCCUGAUCCCGGUCCUUGAUCCCAAAUCCCGAUCCAUGAUCCCGAUCCCAGAAGUGGAACCUUCGUUUCCCCCACGGGACCGAAGAGGAAGUGUCUCUCCUUCUCAUGCUUGAAACUACGUUUCCCAUCAUGCCCCGCGCCGGGACAGGAAAUCCGGCGAGGCCUCCGGAGCUGCCCGGGCCGAGGCCUCUCCGGCCCCGCCCCCGAUCGCACUCUUGAUCGCGAUCCCUUUUCCCGAUAUCGAUCCUUGAUCCCAAUCCCCGAAACAAAGCCCUCGUUUCCCCCGGGACCGAGGUGGGAGUGCCUCUCCCUGUCAUCCCGGGAACUCCAUUUCCCAUCACACCCCGCGGUUUCUCGUCCCGGAACUCCAUUUCCCGUCGUGCCCCGCGCCCGGCACAGGAAAUCCGGCGCCGCCUGAGGAGCCGCCCGGGCCCUCAUCCCAAACCCCGAUCCCCAAUCCCCAAAUCCCGGCCCCGCUCCCGGCCCGGCGGCCCCGCCGCCGCCAUGGGGUGCACGCUGAGCGCCGAGGACAAGGCGGCGGUGGAGCGGAGCAAAAUGAUCGACAGGAACCUCCGCGAGGACGGCGAGAAAGCGGCCAAGGAGGUGAAACUGCUGCUGCUCGGCGCUGGCGAGUCUGGGAAGAGCACCAUCGUGAAGCAGAUGAAGAUCAUCCACGAGGACGGAUAUUCCGAGGAGGAAUGCCGGCAGUACCGGGGGGUCGUCUACAGCAACACCAUCCAGUCCAUCGUGGCCAUCGUCCGGGCCAUGGGCCGGCUCCGCAUUCCCUUCGGGAAUCCCGCCAGGGCUGACGAUGCCCGGCAGCUGUUUGUGCUGGCGGGCAGUGCCGAGGAGGGGACGCUGACGGCCGAGCUCUCCGCGCUCAUCCAGCGCCUCUGGAGCGAUCCCGGCGUGCAGGCCUGCUUCAGCAGAUCCCGGGAAUACCAGCUCAACGACUCCGCCGCGUAUUACCUGAACGACCUGGAGCGCAUCUCCCAGCACAGCUACAUCCCCACCCAGCAGGACGUGCUCCGGACCAGGGUGAAAACCACGGGAAUCGUGGAGACUCACUUCACCUUCAAGGACCUGUACUUCAAGAUGUUCGACGUGGGCGGGCAGAGAUCGGAGCGGAAGAAGUGGAUCCACUGCUUCGAGGGCGUCACGGCCAUCAUCUUCUGCGUGGCCCUCAGCGACUACGACCUGGUGCUGGCUGAGGACGAGGAGAUGAACCGGAUGCACGAGAGCAUGAAGCUCUUCGACAGCAUCUGCAACAACAAGUGGUUCACGGACACCUCCAUCAUCCUCUUCCUCAACAAGAAGGAUCUGUUCGAGGAGAAGAUCCGCCGGAGCCCCCUCACCAUCUGCUACCCCGAGUAUCCAGGCUCCCAGACGUACGAGGAGGCGGCUGCCUACAUCCAGAGCCAGUUCGAGGAGCUGAACCGGCGGCGGGACACGAAGGAGAUCUACACCCACUUCACCUGCGCCACCGACACGCGCAACGUGCAGUUCGUGUUCGACGCCGUCACCGACGUCAUCAUCAAGAACAACCUCAAGGAGUGCGGCCUCUACUGAGGGACCCCCGGGAACGCCCCGGGAAUGUGCCGGGAACGCGCCCGGAACGGCCGCGGGAACGCCGGGAGGCCCCGGCACUACAACCUUCCUUCCUGGGGACCUCGUGUUGGAGGGGACGUGGAUUUGGGGAAUGGGGGGUUUGGGAGUGGGGGUGGAGAUCAGGGAAUGGGGGUGGAGCCUCCCGGCAUCGCUGGAUGGAGAGAUCUCCAUGGAUUCCAGCGGGAUUCCAGUGGGCUUCCAGCGGGAUUCCAAGCAGAUUGCAGCCCAAUUCCAACCUGAUUCCACUGAGAUUCCAGCCCUUGGAUUCCAGUGGGAUUCCAACCUGAUUCUACUGGGAUUCCAGCGGGAUUCCAGUGGGAUUCCAGCCAGACUCCAACCUGAUUCCAG
Corapipo altera (White-ruffed manakin) is the source of this 2140-nucleotide messenger RNA. RefSeq names its product guanine nucleotide-binding protein G(k) subunit alpha-like. Lineage: Eukaryota; Metazoa; Chordata; Aves; Passeriformes; Pipridae. Gene Ontology annotation, biological process: adenylate cyclase-modulating G protein-coupled receptor signaling pathway. The coding region runs from base 689 to 1753 and encodes 354 amino acids. The record is from RefSeq and is a predicted model, not a curated record. Gene Ontology annotation, molecular function: G-protein beta/gamma-subunit complex binding; G protein-coupled receptor binding; GTPase activity. The transcript has 8 exons. Gene Ontology annotation, cellular component: heterotrimeric G-protein complex.